Molecule: messenger RNA, 3508 nt
Organism: Impatiens glandulifera
Lineage: Eukaryota; Viridiplantae; Streptophyta; Magnoliopsida; Ericales; Balsaminaceae
Product: LRR receptor-like serine/threonine-protein kinase RGI3
Exons: 2
Coding region: 230-3481 (1083 amino acids)
Biological process (GO): protein phosphorylation; hormone-mediated signaling pathway
Cellular component (GO): plasma membrane
Molecular function (GO): protein binding; ATP binding; protein kinase activity
Source: RefSeq, a predicted model, not a curated record
CACACUAUACCCAUUUACUCUCUCUCUCUCUCCUCUACUCAAAUAUAAAAAUGGUAAUUUGGCAUAGGGAAUUGUGAAUUGAUGAUGAUGAUGAUGAUCCAGAUCUCACACUGUUUUUCUUCUUCUAUAAACAAAACCAUGGGGUUUCCAACUCUUUUACAUUCCCAAGCAAAAUAAAACACAACUCCCUUCCUCUCUCUCUCUCUCUCUCUCUCUCUCUUGCAUUAUUAUGUCUGCACUUUCUUUACCCCAUUUCUAUUUCUUCCUCUUCCUCCUCUUCCUCCUCACUUCAUCAUUCUUCACCGCUACUGUUUUCUCCAUUGACCCACAAAUCCAAGCUUUACUAAAAUGGAAAAACACCCUAGACGACCCAAACCCACUCCACUCAUGGAACCCAACUGACCUCACACCCUGCAACUGGUUCGGAAUUCAAUGCGAUUCCAAUUCCCAAGUUACAAAACUCAUCUUGAAAUCAAUCAACUUAAACUCAGCUUCCUUACCAUCAACCUUUCAACCACUCACCUCAUUAAACACUCUAAUCCUCUCCUCCACAAACCUCACCGGAAAUAUCCCACCCCAAUUCUCCCAAUACACAAACCUAACCCUACUCGACUUAACCCACAACUCAAUCACCGGUUCAAUCCCCUUCCAAAUCUGCACCUUACCAAACUUACAAACUUUAUUACUCAACACAAACUCCCUCCAAGGUAACAUUCCAUCUGAUAUCGGAAACAUGUCUACUUUGAAAACACUCACUCUACACGACAAUCAAUUAACAGGCCAGAUUCCAACCACCAUUGGGAAAUUAACCAAUUUGGAAACUUUCAGAGCAGGUGGGAAUAAGAACUUGAAUGGCCAGUUGCCGAUUGAAAUCGGCAACUGCACUAAUCUGAUCAUGUUAGGCUUGGCCGAAACUUCCAUUUCAGGAAGCCUACCCAAAUCAAUCGGAAACCUAAAGAAGAUUCAAACGAUAUCCAUUUACGCUACAAUGCUCUCCGGCUCAAUACCGGAGGAGAUCGGAAACUGCACCGAGCUUACGGAUUUAAACCUUUACAAGAAUUUGAUAUCGGGAUCGAUCCCGAUAUCGAUCGGGAGGCUGAGGAAGCUUCAGAGCAUACUUCUAUGGAAGAAUUCGAUUGUGGGUGCGAUUCCGGAUGAGAUUGGCGGUUGUAAAGAGUUGACAGAUGUGGAUUUUUCGGAGAAUUUUCUGACGGGGAAUAUUCCGACUAUUUUUGGAAGUUUAUCUAAGCUUGAAGCUCUUCAAUUGAGUCGUAAUCAGCUUACAGGUAUUAUACCUCAUGAAAUUUGUAAUUGUUUGGGUAUGACUUAUUUAGAGGUAGACAAGAAUAAUAUUUCCGGGGAAAUUCCUUAUGAGAUCGGGAAGCUUAAGAGAUUGUUUCUGUUCUACGCCUGGCAUAACAAGUUGACGGGAAAGAUCCCGGAUUCAAUUUCUCAAUGCGAGAAUCUGCAAUUUUUAGAUAUUUCAGACAAUAAUCUAUCCGGUUCAAUCCCCAAGGGGAUUUUCUCGUUACAGAAUCUGACCCAUGUUAUGAUUGAAGAGAACGAUUUCUCGGGCUCCUUGCCGCCGGAUAUUGGAAACUGCGCCAAUCUGUAUAGGUUUAGGAUUAACCUGAAUCGUUUGUCCGGUCCUAUUCCGUUGGAGAUUGGGAAUUUGAAAAACUUAAACUUUCUCGAUAUGGGUGAUAAUCGUUUCUCGGGUGAGAUUCCUGAUUCGUUAUUUGGGUGUGAGAAUCUCGAAUUACUUGAUCUCCAUUCGAAUUCACUUUCGGGUUCUUUACCCACUUCGUUUCCGAAACGGUUGCAGGUAAUCUAUAUAUCAGACAAUCGUCUCUCCGGUGUUGUGAAUCAUAAUAUCGGCUUGUUAUCAGAAUUGUCAAAAUUGAAUCUUGAAAAUAAUCAGCUCUCUGGGAGAAUCCCAUCCGAGAUUGUUAAUUGCAACAAGUUGCAAUUGUUAAACCUCGGAAACAAUCGAUUUUCGGGUGAUAUUCCGAAAGAAUUGGGUCAACUCCCAUCGCUCGAGAUCUCUCUUAAUCUAUGCGGCAAUCAGUUAACAGGACCAAUCCCGGGUGAAUUCUCGGGCUUGACUAAACUAGGAAUCCUCGAUCUAUCCCGGAACAAUCUUAAUGGAAACCUCGAUGUUUUGACCCAUCUUGAGAACCUUGUUUCCCUCAACGUAUCGUUCAAUGACUUCUCCGGCGAAUUACCCAAAACAUCGUUCUUCAUGAAUCUACCCAUGACCGAUCUGGCUGGAAACCGUGACCUUAAAAUCUCAAAUGGUUUCGUAGCUCCUACUGACCGUGCAUGGUCAGUAACGAAGCUGGCUAUAACAAUCCUAAGUAGCUUAAGUGUGGUUCUCGUUCUCCUAGGAAUCUACAUGUUGGUCAGAACUCGAGUGACCGACGAGACCAGGGAGAACAAUGACUCCUGGGAACUAACGUUAUACCAAAAGAUGGAAUUAUCGAUUGAAUACGUUCUUAGGAACAUGACCUCUGAUAAUGUGAUUGGAACAGGAGGGUCGGGAGUUGUGUAUAGGGUGAUGGUCCCGAAUGGCGAAACGCUUGCAGUGAAGAAGGUGUGGUUAGAUGAACCGGUUGGAGUAUUUGAGUCGGAAAUUCGGGCUCUUGGGUCAAUUCGGCAUCGGAAUAUAGUUAGGUUAUUAGGAUGGGCUUCGAACUCGAGUACGAAACUUCUGUUCUAUGAUUAUCAACCAAAUGGAACUUUGAGUUCACUUCUUCAUGGAGGUGGAAAGGUUGGGGGAGACGAAUGGGAGUCUAGACUUGAAAUCAUAUUGGGUGUAGCCCAUGCAUUAGCUUACUUGCACUACGAUUGUGUUCCGUCGAUAAUUCACGGCGAUGUGAAAGCCAUGAAUGUGCUUUUGGGUCAUCGGUUUGAGCCGUAUCUGGCUGAUUUCGGGCUAGCUAGAACCGUCAACGAUGGUUUGUUUAUACCGAAUCAGAAACCUCAACUAGCUGGCUCCUAUGGCUACAUGGCUCCAGAACAUGCUUCAAUGCAGAGGAUCACAGAGAAGAGCGAUGUCUACAGUUUCGGAGUUGUCCUUCUGGAAGUCUUAACAGGACGACACCCACUAGAUCCGACUCUUCCUGGAGGAGUCCACCUGGUUCAGUGGGUACGCGAUUAUUUGCAGAGCAAACAGGACCCUAUCAACAUUCUAGACCAGAAGCUAAGAGGAAGAGCCGAAACACAAAUGCAUGAAAUGCUACAGACAUUGGCUGCUUCUUUCCUAUGCCUCAGCACCAGAGCACAGGACCGGCCUACCAUGAAAGACAUUGUCGCAAUGCUCACAGAAAUCCGACAUGAGAAAAGUCCAGAAGCUGAUCUGUUGAAGAAGAAGAAGAAGAUCGAUGGGAGCUUGUCUGCUCCUCCUCCUCCAACAAGGAAGAUGGUUUUCAAUGUGGGAUCUUCUAACUGCUCGUUUUCUUUCUCAGACGAGUCGUCGUAGUCUGAGGAAGGCCCUAAUACUGUAACU